This is a messenger RNA of Phialemonium atrogriseum, 2021 nucleotides long. Its product is annotated as MFS general substrate transporter. The transcript has 5 exons. Lineage: Eukaryota; Fungi; Ascomycota; Sordariomycetes; Cephalothecales; Cephalothecaceae. Bases 121 to 1785 code for a protein of 554 amino acids. Gene Ontology annotation, molecular function: transmembrane transporter activity. The record is from RefSeq and is a predicted model, not a curated record. Gene Ontology annotation, biological process: transmembrane transport.
AUGUGGAACAGCGGCAAGAAAGAUGACAGCCCAACCAAGGGCGGGUAGGGCACAAGAAGCACUGUUGCGAGAUUCGCUGAACCUUUGGCCCUGACGUCGGUCUUCCCCUAUUUGCCUGAAAUGAUAGAGAGUUUCGGCGUCGAGAAGACGGAAAUCGCAAGAUGGGCCGGCGUCACCGGCUCUGUCUUCUCAUUGUCGCAAAGCAUCACGGCCGUCCCAUGGGGAAGGGCAUCAGACAAGUUUGGCCGAAAGCCUGUCAUAUUAGUUGGCCUCGCGAGUACGAUGGUCUGUUUCAUGUUCUGGGGGCUAUCAACCAGUCUGCCAAUGGCCAUCAUUGUGAGAGGCAUCAUGGGAGGAGGAAACGGCAAUGUUGGUAUCAUCAGGACAAUGGUAGCCGAGAUGGUUCCCGAAAAGGAGCUACAGCCUAGGGCGUUCUCCAUCAUGCCGCUGGUGUGGUCCGUGGGAAGUGUAUUUGGACCUGCUUUCGGAGGGUUUUUCGCUCGACCGGCUGAGCAGUAUCCCGGAUUGUUUGGGAAUUUUGAGUUUUUCAAGAGAUACCCCUUUGCCCUCCCAAAUAUCGUGGCUUGUUUUGUGUUCUUUAUUUCUUUGAUGGCCGGGCUUCUCUUCCUCAAGGAAACUCAUGAAAACAAACGUCACUCCAGGGACUGGGGCUUGAUCUUGGGAGAAAAGUUGACUCGCACCUUCCACAGAUCGAAGCAUCAGCGGCAACACAGGCGGUCUUUCGUCGAUGACGAAGCCCAAGCACCUCUGCUUCCACAGGCGGCGGACAUGACUAGUUCAAAGAAGGUCAACGUCCGUACUGGACCGCCGUCGGCGAGCGAGAUCUUCACGUCUCAGACCAUUAUCAACCUCGUGUCAUAUACAUUCCUCGCACUACACUCCGUCGCGUUCGACCAGGUUCUACCCGUCUUUCUAAACUAUCCCAAGCAAGUUCCCGACGAGCAUAAUACCCAACUCCCUUUCAGGUUCUCAGGCGGCUUUGGGCUCGGCUCCGACCGAAUCGGCACCAUUUUUACCGUUUACGGCAUUGCAUGCGGCUUCAUCCAGUUCUUCGUCUUUCCACCACUUUGCACACGUUUCGGUGUGCUGAACUGCUUCAAAGUAGCUGCUCUGAUCUUCCCAAUAAUCUAUCUUCUGGUCCCUUACACCGCGCUGGUCCAAGAUGACCACCUCCGCUACACCCUCUUCCUCGCCCUCAUGCUUGCCAAGGGCUGCGUCGUCAUCAUCGGCUUCCCGUGCACCACCAUCCUGCUCACCAACUCGGCCGCCUCCCUCCGCAUCCUCGGCACGCUGAACGGCUUCGCCACCGCCUUCAGCGGCCUGGGCAGGGCCGCGGGCCCGGCCAUGACCGGCGCAGUCUUCACCGUCGGCGUGCGCAAGGGCUACAUGAUCUUCCCCUGGUGGCUCCUCGCCGCCGUCUCCCUCGUCGGCGCCAUCCCGGUCUGGUUCAUCGUCGAUGGCCCGGGCCCGACGCCAGCACCGGACACGGACGAUGACGAGGACGGGGACGAAGAGGAGGAGGAAGAGGACAACACGCUAGAUGGUGCCGGUGCCGAGGACGAGGCAGAAACCCGCUUCAUCACUAGCUCGGAAGACCUCAUCCUGAUGGAACCCGAGGAACUGGCCUCGGAGUCGGACAGCGACGGCGAUGCGUUUAAUCUUCCCUCCCAGGUGAGGAUGCGGCCGGUGUCUGCCGGAAGCCAGAGUGUGGAACACGAUAGCCGAGAACGAGGAUUGGCACACGGCACGGGUAACGGAGCCUGAAUAAAGCUAUAGUUUGUUGCAUUUCGAGAGGAGUUUGUUGGGGAGGUGGCGGUGGUGCUGUCCUUGCAUUCGAUAGAUGAUACCCUUUGGGAACCGACGACACACUCGAGUACUUUGUUUGGCAUGCAUUGGACGUGAAAACACAGCAUUCCCUGGUUAAGCAUUUCCAUGAGAGGCAUUUAAAGGUUUCUUGAUUUGAAUAAAGCUAGAUAGAUCCUGGCGGGAAGACUAAUGUG